Messenger RNA from Polistes canadensis, 2517 nucleotides. Its product is annotated as probable G-protein coupled receptor CG31760. Lineage: Eukaryota; Metazoa; Arthropoda; Insecta; Hymenoptera; Vespidae. Gene Ontology annotation, biological process: G protein-coupled receptor signaling pathway. Gene Ontology annotation, molecular function: G protein-coupled receptor activity. The record is from RefSeq and is a predicted model, not a curated record. The transcript has 16 exons. Bases 22 to 2460 code for a protein of 812 amino acids. Gene Ontology annotation, cellular component: membrane.
UUCGUUCUAUUUCCUGCGACGAUGACGACGAUGACGACGAUGACGAUGAUGGCAUAUGUCACGAUGGCGGGUGCUGGUACAACAACGACGCCAUCGUUCUUUACGGCCACGACCAUGGUCGUAAAGAAUUUUAUGGAAAGCAAAAAAGCGGAUAUAGAAAAAGCUUUGGACGUGAUCGAGGCAGCAUCCAGCGGAUCAUUGGGAGAAGAAUGUGUGGAUACAGCAGGUUUCAAAUCUUUGCCAGCUGGCGCAUCCCUUGAUCCACGUCGUUACGACACCGCACGUCAAAAAACGGAUAUGACCGCCAUGAUGUUACAAAAUCUCGGUACUUCCGGUAUAUCACGUUACAACGGAUUAUUGGACGUCUUAGCAAAAUCUUUGCUUCUUUCGGUGAACGAUGCUGUUGAAGCAAGGGUAAUUGCAUUGAAUGCAUCAACCAAAACCGUGAUCAAUGCUGUCUGGCUCAAAAGGAGUCCAGGAAGCGUAGGUGAACCGAUCAAGGUCGAAGAUCAUGCUCUGCAACCAGGAUCCAGACCGAAUUCUAAUCUACCAUGGUUUGAAGAUACUGGUGCCAGUUCGGGAUUAAGGUCACCGAAGUUCAUGCAGUCACCGGCGAUUGAAUCCUACAGGGGUUGGUGGACCAUCCCGUAUUUCUCCUGCAAGACACGCCAAUGGCUCAUCUCCUACAGUGUCAACGUGCGUCCACCGGAUUCUCGACUCGGUGUGCGAGAAUUUUUGAGCAUGGAUAUUGAUAUCAGCGGCUUGGAGGUGAAUCAAUGCAAUGCAUCCCCCUAUGGUGAUAGUGCAUCGUCGAGUAAUCAAAUAGCAUCCUUUAGAGGCACCCACAAGUGUCACGACGAUACCACCCAGUGCGAGUAUUAUAGUCCUAAUGGUAAGAUCAACGAACACGGUGUUGGUGCUGGAUGGGCUAAGGGUGCUUACAUUUGCAAAUGUCGACAAGGUUUCUACGGUAGGAAUCAUCAACAGACCGGCUUCGAUGGGAUUCUCGUUGAAGCUGCAUGGAAAGAAAUGCAAGAAAAUAUAAGCAAUUCUUAUGUCAAAGAAUUUCAAUGUUUACGCUGUGCUCCAGGAUGUGCCAAGUGUAAAGGACCCGAGCCCUGUUUGGCUACUUACCAUUGGCCCUUUAGGAUUACGUUAUUGGCUUUUUCCAUUUUUUGCGUCUUCGGUACCGUCGUCCUAGUGGCCUACAUGUACCAACACCGUAAACUCAAAGUAUUCAAAGUAGCCUCACCUAUAUUUUUAUCCAUCACGCUUUUGGGUUGUGCUAUUAUGUAUUUGGAGAUGGCAGCAAUAUUCCCAGUAUUGGACAUGUACUCGUGCAUAGCCACAAAGUGGACAAGGCAUCUCGGCUUUUGUAUUUCUUACACUGCAUUGUUGAUGAAGACUUGGAGAGUAUCACUGACCUAUCGCGUUAAAAGUGCACACAAGGUAAAACUAACGGAUAAACAAUUGUUACAAUGGAUGGUACCGAUAUUAUUGGUUAUGUUAAUAUACCUUGGCACGUGGACACUCAGUGCACCACCAUACGCAGAAGUGAUCGCCGAUAAAUACGGUCUGAAAUUUUAUCAAUGCUCAUUCAAUUGGUGGGAUCAUAGUCUGGCCAUUGGAGAGAUUCUAUUUCUCGCAUGGGGCAUUAAAGUCUGUUACAACGUUCGAAACGCCGAGAGUCUCUUCAACGAGGCUAGGCUGAUAAGCUACGCCAUUUAUAACAUAGCUGCAGUUAACAUCAUCAUGAUCUCCAUACACCUUUUCAUCUUCCCACACGCUGGACCGGAUAUCAAAUAUUUAUUAGGUUUUCUUCGUACUCAGUUAUCAACGUCCGUAACUAUUUUUCUCGUAUUCGGACCCAAGGUACUUAGGGUUCUUCGUGGUCACGGAGAUCAAUGGGAUAGUCGUGCACGUGCAAGAGGUGUAACUGCUAGUUUCUCAUUAAAUGGAAUUGGAUUAGUUCCCGAAGAAACGACUGAUCUUUUUCAAGAAAACGAAGAACUGAAGGAGGAAAUACAAAAGUUGGCGGCACAAAUAGAAUUCAUGAAAAUCGUACACAUGGAAAUGCACAACAGGCAUAUUAAACCUAAACCAGGUGGAUAUUUCAGCGCGCAUGGUCACACUCAUGGUCAUCCUUCGACAGCACAAAGCCCGAUUGCCAAAAGCUCGACUGCCAGUUUUAUUUUAAGACAGAGUGCAGUUGAACGAGGUGCGUCAGCGGCCGCGGCAGCGGCUGUUGAAGAUUCGACAUUCCCGUCCGGUAGUUUGCAUCGUGCAAGAAGGAUGGAAAUUCUUCGUGAAAGAAAGGCCGAAAAGGAAAGGGAAAGAGAAAAAGAAAGGGAGAAGAAAAGCGAAAAAGAAAGGGAUAGGGAAAGGGAAAUGGUUGUUGGUACUCAACAAGAAGAAAUGGAACAAAGGGAAUUACCGCAUUCCAGUUGCGAAAAAGUCUGACUAGUCGUCAACAGCGAGGAGAUAUGGUUGUGACGAAGACAAUACAUCGAUAGGAUU